Molecule: messenger RNA, 1143 nt
Organism: Rotaria sordida
Lineage: Eukaryota; Metazoa; Rotifera; Eurotatoria; Philodinida; Philodinidae
Source: the annotation of a GenBank genome assembly
AUGGUUGCCGAGACUCGAUCAGCAAAAAGAGCUGCUGCUGCAGCUUCUAUUAGCACUCAUUCUACAUCAUCAAAUAGUCUUAUCACUUGUUUGUCGUCAUUCUCAUCUUCUACAUCUACAUUAGUGAAUACAUCAGAUAACACUCGAGAUAGAAAAAUUAAUCGAAGAAAUGUUCGUUGCUCCUCACCAUUAAUAGCACGUUCAAUUUUAAAUAAGAGCAAACAGACGGAACCUACAACCAUUUCAACACUUUCACAAACCAAUCAUACAUCACUUUCAAUCUCAUCUGCAAAACAACGUUCGAAAUCUGCGGUUCAAACUAUUACACAACGUUCAGUUACAGCACAAUCAUCACCUAAAUUAAAAACUUCUUCAUCUAUUAUGUCUUCAUGUUCAUCACCAUCAUCUUCAUCACCAUCAUCUUCAGUAUCCUCGCGAUCUUCGUCCACAUCCUCUACAUCAUCGGACGACAGUGUUUCUUCGUUAGAUCUGUCUUCACUGUCACUAACAUCAACAACAGAUCGGUCUAAAUCAUCUCCAUCAGACCAAUCUACUACUGUUGAUAGUCCUAUUACGUGGUGUCCAUGUUUCAUCAUUACAUCAGCAAAUACUGGUACACCAGACUCACCAAUUUAUACCUAUAUUAAAGCAACAGCUGAACACAAUCAUUCUCCUAAUCCAGUCGCACAAAAAAUUAAUAUCUUUAUUUCAAAGUUGAAAGAUUUAUCAUCUGAUCCUGGUAGUGAUCCUUCAGUUGCUAAAUAUAAUAAAUUGGUAGCACAAAUGAAAUUUACACGUGAAGAAAUGGCAAAAUUGCCAACAUUUUAUAGUUUAAGAGUAACACUAUGGCGAGCUCAUUCCAAGGAUAUGGGAACAUUUCCAAAAGAUAUUACAUUCUCAAUACCUGAACAAUUUAAAAUGACAAGUGAUGAAGAACAAUUUAUUGUUAUUGAUCAUAUUUAUGGAAAAGAACAAAAGAGAAUUAUUUUGUUUUCUGGUCCAGAACAAUUUCAAUUAUUAUGUACAACCACACAAUUAUUUGCUGAUGGCACUUUUUCUGUUACACCACGUCCAUUCAAACAAACCUAUACAAUUCAAGCAUUACAUGAAUCAGGAAUUGGCAAGUUUUAUUUUUCAAUAUAG